This is a messenger RNA of Eimeria necatrix, 2787 nucleotides long. Its product is annotated as DnaK family protein, putative. NCBI's taxonomy places the organism in Eukaryota, Apicomplexa, Conoidasida, Eucoccidiorida, Eimeriidae. Gene Ontology annotation, molecular function: ATP-dependent protein folding chaperone; ATP binding. Gene Ontology annotation, biological process: negative regulation of hypoxia-induced intrinsic apoptotic signaling pathway; endoplasmic reticulum unfolded protein response; cellular response to hypoxia. The record is from RefSeq and is a predicted model, not a curated record. The transcript has 2 exons. The coding region runs from base 1 to 2787 and encodes 928 amino acids. Gene Ontology annotation, cellular component: endoplasmic reticulum chaperone complex.
AUGCGAGGCUAUGGGACUGGUCCAAGGAGCUGCGGAUACACCGCAGCUCUGGCGCUGCGGCUGCUGGCUGUUGCAGCAGCAGCAGCAGCAGCAACAGCAGCAGCAGCAGCAGCAGGCCGCGACUUCCUGGGCACAGCAGGCGGCGCUGCUGCAGUGCAGCAAGAGCGCACAGUGGUGGUGACUGGCAGCAGCGUGCCCUCCCUGUACAUGAGGGGCGACGCUGCUGCUGCUGCUGCUGCUGCUGCUGCAGCAGGGGCCCCCGUGUCCCUCGAGGGGCCCCUCCUGGGGCAGCCCGAAGCAGACCUCCAAGGUGCAGCAGCAGCAGCAGCAGCAGAUCCUGUUGCUGCAGCAAUUGCUUCUGCCCGCAGCCGCACUGCAAUGCGGAACUACUUCAUGCAGACAGCAAUGCUGCUGCUGGGGCUUUAUUUGCUGCUGCGGCUGAACUCGGCGAAGAAGAGGGGGCAGGGGGAGGAAGCAGCAGAAGCUGCAGCAGCAGCAAAGGACAAAGCAGCAGCAGCAGCAGCAGCAGCAGAGAAAAAGAACCAGCAGCGCAAGGGCCGCCCCGACCCGGAGAAGGUGCGCCGCAGGCUGCUGGAAAUGGACAGGAAGGAGCAGCAGCAGGCAGCAGCAAAGAGGCCAGCAGCAGAGCAGCAGCAGCAGCAGCAGCAGCAGCAGCAGCAGCAGCAAAAGAAGUCCUCGGGGUGGUUCCCGUGGCCCUCGAGCAGCAGCUCGAGCGCAGCAGCAGCAGCAGCAGCAGCAGCAGCAGCAGCAGCAGCAGCAGCGGCGGCGGGGGGGGGCUGCUGCAGCAGGUGGGCGCUGCUGCAGCAGCGGCGCUUGCUGCUGCGGGCGAAGCAGCAGCAGCAGAAGAAAGUUUUGAGUGCCAACAAAACAACAAAUGUGAAAAUAGAAGGAGUUUAUAAAAACAAAAGUUUGGAAAAACUGCUGACUCGCGAGGCCCUCGAGCAGCAGCUCGAGCGCAGCAGCAGCAGCAGCAGCAGCAGCAGCAGCAGCAGCAGCAGCAGCGGCGGCGGGGGGGGGCUGCUGCAGCAGGUGGGCGCUGCUGCAGCAGCGGCGCUUGCUGCUGCGGGCGAAGCAGCAGCAGCAGCAGCAGCAGUGGAGCUGCUGGGGGGCGGCUGGCGAGUGCCGCGAGUGCUGCAGCAAAUCAAAAAAAUAAAAGGAGACAGCAGCACGAAGACACAUUUAAAUGGAGACGAAGCAAUGGCAACAGGAGCAGCAUUUGCUGCUGCCAACUCCACUGUGGCUUUCCGCGUCAAGAAGCUGCUGCUGCUCGACGGCUCGCCCCACACCUACUCCCUCCGCUUCCUCCCGCUGCAGCAGCAGCAGCAGCAGCAGCAGCAGCAGCAGCAGCAGCAGCAGCAGCAGCAGCAGGAGCAGCAGCAGCAGGGGGAGGAGGAGGUUGCGAGGGCAGAGCUGAUCUUCUCAAUUGACACUGCGGGGGUAAUUGAGCUGAAAGAUGCAAACUUGGUUGUGGAGAGGAGUACGUACACCGCAGAGGACCCGAAGGAGCCUGCUGCUGCUGCUGCUGCUGCUGCUGCAGCAACUGCAGAUGCAGCAGCAGACCCAGCAGCGGCAGCGGGAGACGCCGCGCCUGCAGCAGCAGCAGCAGCAGCAGACGGCGAGGGGGAGAAGAAGUGCGACGACCCCGCAGACCCCGCCUGUGCGGCUGCCAGCAGCGACAGCAGCAGCAGCAGCAGCAGCAACAGCAGCAGCAGCAGCAGCAGCAGCAGCAGCAGCAAGGGGAAGCGGGUGAAGGUGGCGUCUCGGCACCCGCUGAGCGUGAGCAGCAGGCACGCAGCGCCAGUGCCGCUGUCUGCUGCGGAGAAGCAGCAGCUGCAGCAGCUGCUGCUGCAGCAAGAAGCAGCAAACCGCGAGGCGCUGCUGCUGCAGGAAGCCCUCAAUGCUCUCGAAACUUAUAUUUAUGCAGCAAGAGCGCAGCUGCGGGAAGGGAAGCUGGAUGAAGUAACGGAGCAGCAGUUUAGAGAGCAGCAGCUGCAGCAGCUGCAGCAGCAGGAAGACUGGGUGUACGGGGAAGCAGCAGCAGCAGGCCUUGCUGCAGUGCAGCAGCAGCUGCAGCAGCUCAAAGACACCAUGGAACCCGUCUUCCUGCGGCAGCGAGAAGCAGCAGCAAGAGUCUCCUUAGUCCCCAAAGUGGACCAGCUGCUGCGAGAUGCUGCAGCAAGACUGGAGCAGCAAGCAGCAGCAAGGCCGUGGGUGGCAGCAGCACGGGUUUCGGGUGUACGUACAGCGCGCGAAGAGCUGCUGCAGUGGUGGCAGCAAGUCAAGCAGCAGCAGCAAACCCGCUCGCUGCUGCUGCCGCCGCUCUUCACGGAAGCAGAAGUAAAAGCAAAAGUCAAAACUCUUCUCAACCAAAUCAAAGCUCUCGAAAGCAUUCCCAAACCUGCCAGCAAGAACAAGAAGGAAGCAGCAGCAGACAAGCAAGCAGCAGCAGACAAGGAAGCAGCAGCAGACAAGGAAGCAGCAGCAGACAAGGAAGCAGCAGCAGACAAGGAAGCAGCAGCAGCAGACACGGAAGCUGCAGCAGACACGGAAGCUGCAGCAGAGAAGGAAGCUGCAGCAGAGCAGGGAGCAGCGGAGGAGGAGGCAGCAGCAGAUAAGGAAGCAGCAGCAGAUAAGGAAGCAGCAGCAGAUAAGGAAGCAGCAGCAGACACGGAAGCAGCAGCAGAAGCAGAAGCAGCAGAAACGGAGACAAAGGAGGAAGCAGCAGCUGAGGAAGAGACACGAAAGGAAGCAAAAGACGAACUCUAA